This is a messenger RNA of Fulvia fulva, 381 nucleotides long. RefSeq lists its product as uncharacterized. The record is from RefSeq and is a predicted model, not a curated record. Lineage: Eukaryota; Fungi; Ascomycota; Dothideomycetes; Mycosphaerellales; Mycosphaerellaceae. The coding region runs from base 1 to 381 and encodes 126 amino acids. The transcript has a single exon.
AUGCCUCUGUUCAGCGCUCUGCCAAUCGACAUACGGCUUAUCGUGUACCAAUACUUCGAGCUCCACUGCCGCGACGAUACCUGGACCACGUCUUCAGCCUCUCGGCCAGCGAUCCGCAGGUUCGAUGGACUCACGCUGUUCAACCUAUUUCAAGCGGAUCCUUCACUAUGGACGGACCUUGAUCUGCUCAACACAAUAGUCCUUCGUGGCUACAUCAAGUACGAAAAUGCAUGCAUCCCGACCUAUCCGGCCCUGAUUGCUAUCCGCAAGGUUCUGGAGAGUCCUGCUCUACAUCCAAAGAUCGCAACGGACGUACGCAAAUGGGGUACCUUCGGUAUCAGGACUCUCCUGGAGAAGGUGCAAAGCAAGCCAUCAAAAUGA